Molecule: messenger RNA, 3085 nt
Organism: Andrographis paniculata
Lineage: Eukaryota; Viridiplantae; Streptophyta; Magnoliopsida; Lamiales; Acanthaceae
Product: sec1 family domain-containing protein MIP3
Exons: 7
Coding region: 271-2847 (858 amino acids)
Biological process (GO): intracellular protein transport; vesicle-mediated transport
Source: RefSeq, a predicted model, not a curated record
CAGAGCAAAAGCCCCGACUCGCGAUCUUUCGUUUCCAUAGACAUUGAAGCAGAUGGAUGUUGGUGGACGGCGGUCUGUUCUGGUCCAAGCUCUGGCGCUCCUGCUUGAUGCUUGCAGUUCUGUCUAAACUGCUUUACGAAUUCCCAUUCGAUUCCGCCAUCGGGUUCCUCCCUCAGUUCUGCAAUUUUAUGCUAUCAGCCCGCCUGUGAUUUUUUAGCACCGAAUGAAAUAAUGAAUCGGCGCUGAUCUUGUAAAAGAGGAGGAGAAACUAUGGCCACAGUUGAUGUGAUAAAAUGCUGUCUCGAUUCAAUCCGACAAAUUUCGGAUAGCAUUAAAGAUGCUACUGUAUACUUGGAUGCUGGAAGUACCGAGAGCUUCCAGUUUCUUGGGGCGUUUCCCUUGUUCCUGGAGCUAGGUGCUCGAUCUGUUUGUAGCUUGGAGAACAUGUUGGCUCUUGAUAAGGUUGUUGACUGGAAGACUAACCCAAGUCCUGUGAGGAAGAUUGUGAUCAUCACUUCAUGUCUUUUGAGUGGUACACAUCGUUAUAUCUUGCGUUGCCUGAGCAUGCUACGGAGUGUUCGCUAUUGUGCUAUAUAUACGUCCAUUUCUGAGGUGGCGCACUCCACAUAUCCUGAUUCUCCUCUGGGACCAGAUGCUUUUUAUGAAUAUGAAACAUUACUCAACCAAGAUUACGAGGAGCUUGUUCGGAAACAUGAAUCAGAUCCCAGUAUGUCUGGUGACGGUAUGCUUGACCAAAGUACUGAAGAGGAAGGGUGGUCACAGCUAACUUCCAUGGAAGAUGAUGCUGAUGAAAUUUCAGGUGUAAGACUUCCUCAAGAAGAUUACUCCCCUGAUCACUCUGAUGAUGUAGGUCAAAAACUGAAAAUUUCAGUGCAUCACUUCCCUUUGAUUUUGUGUCCCCUUUCGCCUAGAGUAUUUGUAUUACCUUCCGAAGGUUCUGUUGCUGAAGCAAGCUUAUCCACCGAGCAUGAGAGUUCUAUAAGCUAUGGUUUGCCUCCAUUAAGCACUGGCCACCUUAUGGACACAGAGGACGUAACACCUGGAGCAACUCUAACAGCCCAGUUUCUCUAUCAUUUUGCCUUGAAGAUGGAUUUGAAGCUAGAAAUAUUUUCUCUGGGCGAUCUAUCCAAAAAUGUAGGAAAGCUCUUGACAGACAUGUCUAGUCUUUAUGAUGUUGGUCGCCGUAAAAGAUCCGCUGGACUACUGCUUAUUGAUCGGACGCUUGAUCUUCUUACACCAUGCUGCCAUGGGGACUCACUCAUUGAUAGGAUGUUUACAUCCCUGCCCCGCAGGCAACGCAUACCAUCAUUUAGCCAGGUGAAAGGAGGUAAAAGCCAACUGAAGAAUUGCCCUGUUAAACUAGAACGCUCUCCUUUAGCUGUGGAGAUUCCACUUCAAAAGUUCAUCAAAGAUGAAGAUUCAAAAAAUAAUUCUCAGCUCUUGGAGAGCAUAGAAUCAUUUUUGUAUGGAUGGUAUUCAGUUGACUUGGAUUCUAAAGACAUGGAGUCUAUGAAACACAGUAAGAAACUGAAUGACGAAACCCAGUUUCAGCGUGAUCGCAAUGAACUUCUUCACGGAGCCUUUGUAUCUACUGAUAAUUUCCGCGGAGCACCUUAUCUGGAGGCAUUACUUGACCGGAGGACUAAGGAUGGAGCCAUGUUGAUCAAGAAAUGGCUGCAAGAAUGUCUGCGUCGGGAGAAUAUAUCUUCUGAUCUGAAAAUCCAUCCUGGUUUUUCUAAGUCAGAUUUAGAGUCUUUUGUUAGGGCACUAGCCAUGAGGCAGCCUUGCUUGCUAAAGAACAGAGGAAUCGUUCAGUUAGCUGCGGCCACAUUGCAUGCUUUUGAUGAGUUACAUUCUGCCAGUUGGGAUGCAUUUAGUAGUGCCGAAAAGAUUCUACGCGUAAAUGCUGCUGACACAAGCCAAAGCCUCGCUGCUCAAAUCAGUGACCUUAUCAAUAAGACGACUCUGGUGGCAUCACAAGUUCAAAAAGAUAUGAAGAAAUCUGCGGGGCUUUUCAGUCUUCACGACGCUCUUCUAAUGACAGUUAUUGCAUAUGUCUUAGCCGGCGAGAAUUUUCCAACGUCUGGCUCUGAUGGUCCAUUUUCAUGGCAAGAGGAGCAUUUCAUGAAGGAUGCUAUUGUGGAUGCGAUUAUUGAGAAUCCCACUAUUUCGAAUCUAAAGUUUCUCCACGGCUUGUCAGAAGAACUCAAAAGCAAGUUAAACAAAACAGAAUCUGAUGAGAUGAAGAAAGACACUUCUGAUCCAUUGCCAGAUGUUGAAUUCGAUGAUGAUCAGUGGGGUGCUUGGGGCGAUGACGACGAGGAUAAAGAAACGACCAAUGAGCAGCAGUAUGAUAAUAUGCAGUUGAAGUUAGAGCUGAAAGACAGAGUAGACCAUUUUUUCAAAUUCCUCCAUAAAUUAUCAAGAGUGAGAAGCAAUUCCACGCUGCGAGAGGGGUUGUUCGCCUUGGAAAGCAGACAUACUGACGAUCCUUACACGAGUAAAGGGUUGCUUCAUAAACUUCUAACAAGUAUCUUAGACAAGCAAGAUGUACCUGGGCUGGAGUAUCAUUCCUCUACGGUAGGACGCCUUUUUAAAAGUGGUUUUGGAAGAUUUGGCCUUGGACAGGCUAAACCGAGCCUUGGCGACCAGAAUGUUAUCCUGGUUUUUGUAAUCGGAGGAAUUAAUGGAGUCGAGGUGCGGGAAGCACACGAGGCAUUAACUGGGAGCAACAGGUCUGAUAUCGAACUCAUACUCGGGGGAACCACUUUUCUCACGCCGGACGACAUGCGCGAGCUGCUUUUGGGCGAUUAUAGCCAUGCUUAAAUUGGAGAACAAUUUAGUGACAGGUAUAUGGAGGCAAUGACAGUUAUUGAAGCCAUAGUUGAUCUGCAAUUUCCCUCCAAGCAAGUUUCUCCAUUGUAGCUGUUUUAAGUUAUGCUAUACACUGUGCUGACACAUUGUGUUUACUUGUAAGAUUAUAGGUUUUAGUUUUGAUUUUGAAUCGUAAAAUUUUGAAUUGAAAUAGUUGUUUGACUUGAUAUAAAUAUGUAUUGAUGUGAUA